This is a messenger RNA of Cynoglossus semilaevis (tongue sole), 2617 nucleotides long. It is a transcript of the gene tmem221, whose product is annotated as transmembrane protein 221. The transcript is spliced from 3 exons. The coding region runs from base 719 to 1651 and encodes 310 amino acids. NCBI's taxonomy places the organism in Eukaryota, Metazoa, Chordata, Actinopteri, Pleuronectiformes, Cynoglossidae. The record is from RefSeq and is a predicted model, not a curated record.
UAAAACACUGGAAGAAUAACAUGCAUAAAAUAUAAAAGAGAGUGGUUAUAUAUGCUUAAUAUUGUAUAUUAAGGUGGAAAUCUGUGCAGACUCGAUCAUAUGCUGUGACUGUUCUACAGUCUGAUGAAAUGAACAGUGUAAUCCUUUAAUCCCAUUAGAGCAUAAGAAAUAGGCUAAUCUGGACUGUAGUCAGUGGUAUAAUAACAACAUGAAAUAAUAACAACAACAAUAAUAGAACUUAAUCAUAAUUUUUCCUCAGUUUUACAGCGUCCACUUCAACCUGUCCUGUCUCGCCCUUUCAAAAUAAAGCAACUCUAGGAUAAAAAUAUAUAUAGCUGGAAUAUAGUUCCACGUAAAUAUUUGAAUGAUGUGCCACAUUGUUGUAGCUCGAUCACACACCGUCUGCGCAUUGUGCCGAAGGAUCCCCGAGAAAAAAGUCCAUUGUUGCUGCGGACUUUUUAAUCUGCGGGGAUUUAAACACAUCACAUGCUCAGACGCGGGCAGCCGGUCAACUCUUCGACCACGGAGUGCAGACAUCCAGGCAGGAGAGGAAACUGCUCACCCUGCAAGGACCCGAGACAACUUCAUACUCCCUGUCCCUGCGAUGCCAGAACACCGACAGGGAGUUCAGGGUUAGUGCGGAGUGAUCUGGACACUGGAUUGGAAAAGUUAUAAUAUUUAAAAAAAAAUCUUUUUGGGAUAAAACCCGUGACUAACUAUGACGCAAAACUACAGCCAACGGGCUGUGAUUGUCCUGUGCUUGCUGGGGGUUUUAUCCGCCGUCAUGUCCGUGCUGUCGGUCACCUUGAUUCUCCAGCUGCAGUCCCAUCAGGCGUCAGUGAAGGAGACUCCCACCGCCUCCUCGUCCACCUUGAUACCGGAUCAUGUGCGGACUGUCCUGCUGCCGGUCUCCUCCGUGCUCUGUGCCCUGUCCCUCACCCUCCACCUGAGCUGUGUGGUCAUCUGUCUGCUCCACAGCUACUUCUCCGCUGAGGUCUGCAGGGGAGAGCAGGACACCGGCAGAGGAGACUGGUUCCUGCUGGAUAGCAGAGGUGUUCGACAUGUAGCCGUUGGACUCUUUUGCACGGCUGUUUCUGUCUACCUGGCAGCCAUGUCCAUCUUCCUGUUACUAGUAUUUGAGACAGAGACAGGUAUAGCCAGUGCCUGUGUCCUUUCAUCGGGGAUUCUGAUCCUGCUCGUGGCAGUAAUUCACUCUUUAGUCAAAGCGUCUCGUAGUGCUAAGUACUAUCAGAGCGACCACCUGGACACACUCUUCCAGAACGACAACAGCAGCAGCAACAUGAACGUAUCUCGGCCCUGUGAGCUCAAAAUCGGCGUGGACAAACCGCGGAUGCACCGGACCCAGUCUCACCUGCAGCAUCAGCUUUCCUACUCUCAGUGCAACAGCACCAGACAGCGAGAACAAUACCAGCAACAGCACUACCCCGCUGUCGCAGUCCCGCACGGCCACCCCAGUGAAAACGACGGCUACAGCAACAGUGGCAGCUAUCCCCGAGUGCACAGGACCGCGUCUACUGAGUCUGGUCUGCUGCAGACCCCGACUAAACCCUGGAAUGGAGUCAACAAUGAGAUGAGGAGCGUCCUCGCUCGCAAAUCAGGCAUCUCUACAAAAGAUUCUACUUUAGUGUGAUGGAAAGAAAGCAGUUUUUCUUGGACCAGUCAGUCUCUUUGAUUUUACACUGUUUUCAACGAAUUGUGAAAAAAAAACAAACAAACAAAAAAAAAAACACUGCAACUAAAAUAAUGAAAUAUAGCUUUCAUUUUUUCUACUAAUUCCUGUCUGGAAUUAUAAAGAAAUUAAGCACAGGCAUGCACAUCUUGUGUCAUUUUGAUUUUUUUUUUAUAAUUAAAAAAACCCCAUAAUAGAAAAUUCAGUUUAUAGGAUAGGUUUUUCUCAAGUGUUUAUCAAUGAGUUUCAAUUAUUUUAUGUUUUUGAGUUGUUUACCCACGACUUUUUACCCAUAUUGAUUUAAACAUAGAAUGACUCUGAACUAUUAAACAAGGUAUGUUCACACAAUGUGGACAAGAUGUUGUUUUACUGUAUUUCACUCAUUUACUGUCAAAAACGUAUUGAUUUAUUUUGUUAUGGGCGCAGCUGAGUUAUGUUAUAUUGAGGAAAAACAGCAAAACACAUGAUCACGGGAAAGUGGGUGUGGCACACAGAGCAAAGAAAAAGAGGUAGACAACUGUAGGUGAAGGAUUCUAUCGUAUGAGAUGCAUGAAAGUGUUGAUGGGAACAAGGAAAAGUUUUUGUUAAUGAGAAAUGGCGCAAAAAUGAUUCACAUUGGUUCACGCUGUAGACUAGACAUUGAUUAAAAUAAUGCUGUCAGAUAAAAAACAGACCAGUGCAACUGAAUCAUUCUUCUACAUUAAUUUACAGGGCAUUAACAAGUUACAGAGCAACAGAUCAUUAGCACAACAACACACCAGCCCAGUGAACUUUUCAAAAUUAUGUGGAGGUUAUCAAACAUGUAAAUGCCACUGAAAAAUCACAAAAUGCACAAUCUGUCACAUACCUAAACGGUACCGCACAAUUAGGAUAUGAAAAAAUACUAUUUUCAGUCCUAUAAUAAUUUUGUGGUUUUUCCAAUCUUAA